Messenger RNA from Gekko japonicus, 1744 nucleotides. RefSeq names its product biogenesis of lysosomal organelles complex 1 subunit 4 (gene BLOC1S4). Gene Ontology annotation, cellular component: BLOC-1 complex. Lineage: Eukaryota; Metazoa; Chordata; Lepidosauria; Squamata; Gekkonidae. The record is from RefSeq and is a predicted model, not a curated record. Bases 113 to 736 code for a protein of 207 amino acids. The transcript is spliced from 5 exons.
UAGUGCGGAAGGCUUUGCGGGAAAGCUCCGCGGGUCAAAAACCGCUCUCCCAUCAGGUGACAGGCGGUCGGCUGCCAGAUGCCCGCCGGCCGUCAGUAGGGCAGGGAGGAAGAUGGACGAGGGAGAGGACGCGGCGGCCGCUCUUGCCGCGGAGGAGCCUCCGCCGCCGUCCCAGCUGAGCGGAGACAGCGGCAACGUCUCGCAGAGUCACAGCAGCACCUCCGGCCUCGGCGACGAGGAAGCGGCGGCAGAAGGAGAACUGCUGCCGGCGGCGACGGCCGACUACGCCGCCUACUUGCUGCAGCCGCUGGACGGAGCCUCCUCGGCUGGGCAGAUCAGAACCUUAGACAAGAGUCUGGAAGACUUGCUGACCAGGGUAGAUGAGUUUGUGGGGAUGCUAGAUAUGAUUCGAAGUGACUCCUCUCAAAUAGUAAAUGAAAGUGUGCCACAUAUUCAUGCAAAGGCUAUGGAAAUGAGGCAGCUGUAUAGAAAGAUAGACAAACUGGAGGCCUUCGUAAAAAUGGUUGGAAAUAAUGUGGCUGGAAUGGAGGAACACAUCACAAAGGCAGAAGCGGACCUUGGAACUUUCCCCAGUACUUUCAAAAAACUUUUACAUACAAUCAAUGUGCCAUCCUUUCUUAAUAAACCAUCAUCCUUAAGGCCGAAGCAAAGCCUUUAUGAACCUCCUGACCUCUUCAAGACUGAAGACUACUUUCCCUCCAUGAGUGAAACAUAAUAUGUGAUUUAACAGACAGUAAUGCUCUAAAAAUAGUGUUAUCAGUGGGCAGACCGCAUGGUGGUCUUUUAGGGUGCAUGUCUUUGAAAACUAUGGCCUGCUCACAUUCUGUGUGCCACAGACAUAUUUCGGCUUUGUUUUGUAUAAAAUACAUGGGUUUUCCAUUGUUACCCAAAGUAUAACCUAUAUACUCUUGAUGAGCAAGUUAUAAGCCACUUCUGAGGAAAGACGGAGUUAAGCACAUCUGUACACAGGCCCACCCCAGUAACCUGCUGGGAAAACUAACUCUUGCUUCCCCUGUGUAUGUAAUGCUAGGGCAAGGAAGGAAACACUGAGAUAUUGUUUUCCUUGAAUAACCUACUGCUGCCAAACACCUACCCCUUGUAUCUUUCCAAGGGGGGAAAAGUGGAUCCUUGCAAGGAAGGGAGAGCUCAUCUGUGGCUGUAAGUCGGCGGGCAGACAAGUGUAAGCAACAGGUUUUUAUACCCUGUCCUCCCUCGAAGCCUGAAGGCAGGGGGUUGGAUCAGCCUAUGAACAACAAAUUUUUGAACAAAAUGUAUACUUUUUGUUUAACUUGGGAAUUAGGAGUCUUGAAAUGUACAGAUCCAUCUGCAGUUAGAGAGAAAUAAUUUUACUAGAAAGAACAAAGAUAAGAUCAAAUGCACAUUUUCUAUCUUGUUUUGGAUUUUGCUGCUGCUAUUAUGAAUUCACAUACGACAGGAUUUUUUUAAAAUAAAAUGUUCUGUGGUUAUUUAAGUGCAAUAGGACCAAAACUAUGCAUUAAUGUCCUUAAUGAAUAGGUCUGGAAUCUGUUCAGCAUCUUGAGAAAUACACUGUAUUUGAACAGGGAGGAGUGAAAGUAUCUUUCAAUUGCUGCAAAAGAAAACAGCUAUAUGCACUAACUGCUGUGACAUUUUAGGGGCUACUGGUCUCAGGUCCCCUUUGGUGAAAACUUUUGUAAAAUGACCAAAGCUCUUGUAAUGGAAAAUUUAAUUAAAACUUUACGUA